Messenger RNA from Gastrolobium bilobum, 679 nucleotides. RefSeq lists its product as uncharacterized. Bases 78 to 623 code for a protein of 181 amino acids. The record is from RefSeq and is a predicted model, not a curated record. The transcript has a single exon. Lineage: Eukaryota; Viridiplantae; Streptophyta; Magnoliopsida; Fabales; Fabaceae.
UCAAAUUCCAUUUUUUUUCUUCUCCGUUUUCUCUUCCAAGAAACAUUAAAGCUUUUAUCUUCUCCUCGUUCCACGUAAUGGGCAAUUACAUUUCAUGCACCUUGGCACCUCCAUUAAUGAAGAACGCAAAAGCCACGAGGGUGAUCCUCCCCACCGGUGAAGUGAAGCAGUUCAGGGACAUUCUGAAGGCUGCGGAGCUUAUGUUGGAGCACCCCAACUAUUUCUUAUCCAAUUCUCGAUCUCUUCAUAUCGGUCGAAGGUUCUCUGCUCUUGCUGCUGACGAGGAGUUAGAGUUUGGGAACGUGUAUAUCUUAUUUCCCAUGAGAAGAGUUAACUCUGUCGUCACGGCGGCUGACAUGGCGGUGUUCUUCUUGGCGGCGAACUCCGCCGCCAAACGGAUAUCCGCCGGAAAGGUACGUGUCAUUCCGGACAACGGCGGCAGAGGGGGGCAGCAAGAUAAAUCUGCAGAGGAGAGUUCAGAAGCGAUGAGUGUUGAGAACAACGUUGUUCCAAGGUUGAGUUUGGAAGGUGUGGACUCGGGGUUUCAAUAUAGGUUAAAUUGUUGUAGAUCAAGGAAGCCUGUUUUGGAGACUAUAAAUGAGGAACCGAUUAGGUCAAGGUGAAGGAAGGAGAAGACUUAUUAGUGUGCUAGCUAGAUCCUUGAUGAUGUUAAUUAUUA